CCCUAAAUCAGUUUUCAUUUUUCACGGACCCCCUGACGGACCCUUGAGGGUCCAUAUGAACCACUUUGGGAAACACUGGUCUAAAAGUAUAAAUUUUUUAUAAAAGAAAAUUAUUACCAAAAGGUAAAUUUUAAUACAACAGGAUGGAAUUCUCGAUAUUAACAACCUGGGAUGAUAAACCAAUCGAUCAUGAAGCGACUAUAAUUAAAUUGCAUUCUGAAGAUGAUGUUGUGAUUAUGGAAAUAAAAGCUCCAUUUUAUGAUGAUCCACCACCAAAUCCCAGGGGGACUGAUAAAUCCUUUAACAAAUUGUGGGAUUAUGAAGUCGUUGAAGCAUUUUUUCUUGGAAAGGCUGAAAAAUACCUUGAAGUAGAGUUUUCUCCGCAUGGAUUUUAUUUUAUUUUGCUGCUCGCAGGGAGAAAAAAUGCAAUUAAAGUUGGUUUGCCUAUAGUUUAUACUGCAAAUAUUGAAGGAAAUAGUUGGACAGGCAUAGCAAGAAUACCAAAAUCAUAUUUCCCUCCAAAUGUCAAACUUUUCAAUGCAUACGCUAUUCAUGGUACUGGUAAGAAUAGAACGUAUGAGGCAUUAAACCCCGUGCCAACUGGGCAGUUUCAAACUCCAGAUUUUCAUAGAUUGGAAUACUUCCGUUACAUUCAGUUUGAAACAAUUUUGGACUUUGGAGAUAGGCUUUCGGAUGUAUGGAAAGCAGCUCUUGAGGAAAAAGGUAUUUAAGUAGCAAUAGGAUGGGAAUUUUGUUUAGUUGGCAAUGUCUUUGAAGAAUGUGAGAGAAGAAAAAACAAUUCAUUUUGAAUAUUAUUGAUAAAGUUCAAAUUAAAAAAAGC
Parasteatoda tepidariorum (common house spider) is the source of this 841-nucleotide messenger RNA. RefSeq names its product UPF0462 protein C4orf33-like. NCBI's taxonomy places the organism in Eukaryota, Metazoa, Arthropoda, Arachnida, Araneae, Theridiidae. The record is from RefSeq and is a predicted model, not a curated record.